Camellia sinensis is the source of this 1269-nucleotide messenger RNA. Lineage: Eukaryota; Viridiplantae; Streptophyta; Magnoliopsida; Ericales; Theaceae. The record is from RefSeq and is a predicted model, not a curated record.
AUGAUGAAGCCUCAAAUCCUUUCCAAGAAGUUGAUAAAACCAUCAACUCCAACUGCACGUCAUCAUCUCAAGCUAUCUUUCAUGGAUCAGCUUAUUCCUCCCACAUACCUCAACAUGAUAUUCUACUACUCUUCAUGCACCAAAGUAGACGACAAUGAAAGAUGUGCACAAUUGGAACAAUCAUUAGCUCAAACCCUGACCAAAUUUUACCCGCUUGCCGGGAGAUUAGUAAAGGGUGAUCUUUUGAUUUACUGCAACGACGAAGGGGUUCACUUUAUUAGAACUCGUGUAAACGGACAGCUGGAUGAUUUUCUUCACGGUGGGCCCAAUGCCGAUCUUCUCAAUCAGUUUUUACCAUUGGACAUUGGCGGUCCGCUGGUGGAGAUUCAGGUCAACACGUUUGACUGCGGCGGGCUAGUGGUCGGAGUGAGUGUUUCACACAAAGUUGCUGAUGCAUUUUCAAUCAUCACGUUUGUUAAUGGGUGGGCUGCUGCGAAUAAAGCCGGGAUCGAAGAUGUGAUCAGCCCGAGUUUCGAGUUGGGCUCUCUUUUCCCGGCAAGCGAUCUGUUGCCUCCGAAUCCUCCUUCCACCACUGCGAAAGCCCAAGCCAAGAUUGUCAUGAAAAGGUUCUUUUUCGGUGGGGUGGCAAUACAGGCCUUGAUAGAGAAAGCCCGGCCCGCUUGUAUCUCUGCCCUGAGACCGCCUACCCGGGUGGCGGUUGUGGCAGCACUCAUAUGGAAGUCUCUCAUCGGGGUGGCACAAGCGAAACACGGACACUUAAGGGACUCUUUACUCGUCCAUCCAAUGAAUUUGAGGGGUAACACUGCGAUUUCCACGCCAGAUAAUUGUUUUGGGAACCUUUCGAUGCUUUUUAGCGAGCGAUUCGUGGCCGAUGAGAAGAAGAUGGAGUUGGGUGACUUAGUGAGUCUGUUGGGCAAUGCAAGGAGGGAUGUUGAUCCUGCAAAAAUGAAUAGUGUGGAUGAUCUUUGUGCGAUGGUGAGUAGGUCUUUCGGAGAACCAAGAAGAGAGAAACAUCAUAACCAGAGUGUGGAUGUUCACUUGUGUGCUAGUUGGUGUGGGCUGCCUUUGUAUGAGGCUGAUUUUGGGUGGGGAAAGCCUGUUUGGGUGAGUAGUACAUGCGAUUAUGAAGUGGUUUGUCUGAUAGAAAAUAAGUGUGGUGGUGGAAUUGAUGCCUGGGUGAGCUUGGCUGAGAAGGACAUGGUUGAAUUUGAACGCAAUCAAGACAUACUGGCCUUCACUUCCCGGUAA